Acanthosepion pharaonis is the source of this 990-nucleotide messenger RNA. Lineage: Eukaryota; Metazoa; Mollusca; Cephalopoda; Sepiida; Sepiidae. The record is from the annotation of a GenBank genome assembly.
AUGUCCUUCUCUCUUUUCUGUUUCACUCUCAAUGUCCCUCUCUCUUUUCUGUUUCACUCUCAAUGUCCCUCUCUCUUUCUGUUUCACUCUCAAUGUCCCUCUCUCUUUCUCUGUUUCCUCUCAAUGUCCCCCUCUCUCUCUCUGUUUCACUCUCAAUGUCCCUCUCUCUCUCUCUCUGUUUCACUCUCAAUGUCCCUCUCUCUGUUUCACUCUCAAUGUCCCUCUCUCUCUCUGUUUCACUCUCAAUGUCCCUCUCUCUCUCUCUGUUUCACUCUCAAUGUCACUCUCUCUCUCUCUGUUUCACUCUCAAUGUCACUCUCUCUUUUCUGUUUCACUCUCAAUGUCCCUCUUCUCUCUGUUUCACUCUCAAUGUCCCUCUCUCUCUCUCUGUUUCCUCUCAAUGUCCCUCUCUCUCUCUCUGUUUCACUCUCAAUGUCUCUCUCUCUGUUUCCUCUCAAUGUCACUCUCUCUUUUCUGUUUCACUCUCAAUGUCCCUCUCUCUCUCUCUGUUUCACUCUCAAUGUCCCUCUCUCUCUCUCUGUUUCACUCUCAAUGUCACUCUCUCUUUUCUGUUUCACUCUCAAUGUCCCUCUCUCUCUCUCUGUUUCACUCUCAAUGUCCCUCUCUCUCUCUCUGUUUCACUCUCAAUGUCUCUCUCUCUCUGUUUCACUCUCAAUGUCACUCUCUCUUUUCUGUUUCACUCUCAAUGUCCCUCUCUCUCUCUCUGUUUCACUCUCAAUGUCCCUCUCUCUCUCUCUGUUUCACUCUCAAUGUCCUCUCUCUCUCUCUGUUUCACUCUCAAUGUCCCUCUCUCUCUCUCUGUUUCACUCUCAAUGUCACUCUCUCUUUUCUGUUUCACUCUCAAUGUCCCUCUCUCUCUGUUUCACUCUCAAUGUCCCUCUCUCUCUCUCUGUUUCACUCUCAAUGUCCCUCUCUCUCUCUGUUUCACUCUCAAUGUCACUCUCUCUUUUCUGUUUCAGCAGUAUAUAG